Messenger RNA from Carassius carassius (crucian carp), 2381 nucleotides. Its product is annotated as lymphocyte-specific protein 1-like. NCBI's taxonomy places the organism in Eukaryota, Metazoa, Chordata, Actinopteri, Cypriniformes, Cyprinidae. The record is from RefSeq and is a predicted model, not a curated record. Gene Ontology annotation, biological process: muscle contraction. The transcript is spliced from 13 exons. Gene Ontology annotation, molecular function: myosin binding; actin binding; calmodulin binding.
AGAGAGACAGAGGAAGGGAGUGAGUGAAACAGAAAGAGAGAGAGAACGAGACUGACUAAAUCCUGUUCAGUGAAAGAGGGGGAGCACAUUCACACCCUUUAGAGGACUCAGGAAAAGAGUGAGAAUUAGAGUAACACACUGAGAUACCAUCUUCAGUCACAGCAAGGCUGCUGGGUUCUCAGUGAGGAGAUUCAGUGAAACAAACAUGUCCAGCUCAAUCCUGCGACGACAUUCCAGCAAAAAGGGAUUGGAGAACCUCCAGAGGAUCACUGUUCAGCGCAGCCUGGAGGAUGCGGAAGAAAUUGAGAGAGAACAACGACGACGUGCAAGAACCUGUUCCUCUACUGAGCCGUCUCAACCCACUGUGACCCCACAGAACAGCCCUCGCACUGCACAGCCUCUGGACAACCAGCAUCAGAAUGAUCUGGUUUCAAUCUGCCCAUCCUCUUUGGAAGAGGACGAAGGCUUCAGUGAUUGGACACAUUUGAGCAGACACAAACAGGGACAAAUGGAACAUAAAGAUGUUGAAACAAAUCUCAAUGGCUCCCGUGACUCAAAACUGCAGCUUUGUUCCAGCUCCGCUCAGCAAAGUAAACGGCAUGAUAUCAAUGUGUUUGACAGCACCCCAGUCAUACAGACCCGACCCCCCCUUUCAAAUCAGCAGAACCUAGAUGAGGAUGGUGAUGAUGAAGACUGGGGUGCCAGAGAGCAGGAAAGAAGAGAUAACAUUAACGCAGCAGAGGAGGAGGAGGAGGGAGAGACUAGACGGUGGUGUGCAGAGGAGGAAGAUCCAAGAAGGGUGAAAGGACAUGAGUCAUCUUUCUGGAAAAAACAAAACCAGAGCUGUGACAUGGAUGAGAAGCACUCAAAUAAUACUUUUAACCCUUGAACCCCCUAGAUGAAGAUUUCCUACACCUCUACUGUACUCCUCCAACAGAAUGGGAGACAAUACAGUACUAAUGGACAAGAGGGGAGGAGAACAAAUGACAGUGUGUCUGAGGAGGUGUUUGUGAAGAGCAGUGAGGAGGACCAGGAGCACAGACAGGAGACAGGAGAUCAUGAGGAGACUCAUGAGGAGGUGCAGAGGAGGAUGAGAGAGGAGGAGCGAGAGAAGAAGAGAAGGGAUGUGAUGGAAAAGCUGAAGAGGUUGAGUAUAUCCAGUGUAGAUCCAGAGGAGCCCUUCAGUCCCCUCAGCCCCAGGAGCCCCUCCUACAUGGCUGAGGGUGAGGAGUGCCAAUCAGAAGGUACAAGCUCGAUUACUGAGAGGACUGAGUCUCUAAACCGCUCCGUAAAAAAAAUGAACAGCAUAAAGAAGACCCAACCUCCCACGAUUAUCUCGAAGUUAGAUGGCAGACUGGAGCAGUACAACCAUGCCAUUGAGGAGUCCUGUAAAGAGGGCAAUGUAGUCAAGGUAAUGGACGUCCCAACACCACCAGAACCUGUAUCUGCUCGGAAGACCCUGUUUGAGGCGGGAGAGGCCUGGAAUCAGAAUUCAACAAAGGCUGUGUCCUCCAAGGAUACAGAGGGAAUGAAAGUGGGUGUGGCAGAUCUGAUUAACCAAUGGGUGAAAGGAAACAGUGAUGUCAGCACCAAGAGCUCCUCCUCCAAAGCAGCUUGUCAGGAUGUUAAGGCUGGUGAGGUGCGUAACAUAAAAUCCAUAUGGGAGAAUCUGGGAGACGCCUCAUCACAGGAUAAACCAAAUGCAAAGGGAGUUUCUGGGAAAAGGUGCAAAUUUGUUGAGAGUGGGCACGGGAAAUAUGAGAAGGUCUUCAUUAAUAACGACACAAACUGAAGAACAACUGGAUGCCAAUCACAAAGAUGUCUGAAGACAGGAUGCUGAUAUGAUCAUUGUCCUUCAGUUAUUGCACUGUCAAAAAUUUAAACCCACUAAAAUUGAAAACUUGUUUUAAUUGCUGCCUCAAGUUUUAAGUAAAAUCAAAGUGGUGCCAAGGCCACAGACUAAUGAAGAAAAUCAAGUUGAAACUUUAAAAAACUAAUAUAAAUCAAGUACAAGUGACAGAAAUUAAUGUUCAAAGUUAAAUGUUUGGAAACAGAGAUGCUGUUGUAAUGAUGGAAAAAUUAUAGUGGGGUUUUUAGUUAUUGUUUAAAACAUCUCAUUUAUGUGUAAAUCUAAAUGUGUCCAAUCCUGCUCCUGGAGAGCCACUGUCCUAAUUUUUGUCAAAACAAAAAAAAAAAAAAAAGUAUUUUUCCACUUACACAUGUAUUAUGUCAGGGAUUUUCAGUUCAGUGACUGUCUAGGUGUUUAGUACAGAUGGAGGAACAACACCAGUCAGUAUUAAAUACAAAAUGCAGUCCUGAAGUGGUUAUCAGAAAUAAUCUGAUUUGUCAUUUUAGAAAGUACUAUAUAUUCAUUUACUGAA